This is a messenger RNA of Hibiscus syriacus, 3024 nucleotides long. RefSeq names its product ATP-dependent zinc metalloprotease FTSH 7, chloroplastic-like. The record is from RefSeq and is a predicted model, not a curated record. The transcript has 13 exons. The coding region runs from base 58 to 2514 and encodes 818 amino acids. Lineage: Eukaryota; Viridiplantae; Streptophyta; Magnoliopsida; Malvales; Malvaceae. Gene Ontology annotation, biological process: proteolysis. Gene Ontology annotation, molecular function: ATP-dependent peptidase activity; metalloendopeptidase activity; ATP hydrolysis activity. Gene Ontology annotation, cellular component: membrane; chloroplast thylakoid.
UAUAAAUUAGCCACUUAUUAAUAUUUUUUUUUUUUGAAAAUUUCUAGGGUUCCCGCAAUGUCAUCGAUUGAAUUUAUAAGACCGACGACGAUAACAAUCCACUGGAAAUUCAGCACAAAUUCUUACUCUAAUCUUCUUUACCUGCAUGGAUUAAACUUCAAAACCAAUCGGUUUAGGGUUUUGCAACAAAAACCGAACCGCUUCUUCUCCAAUACCAUCACUUCCACCCUAAAGAACGCCGCCGUUGUGGGAAGCCGCGAGAAGUUAAAUCUUUACGGAAGAGGUAAAUUAAGGUUCAAAGAGAGCAAAAUUUUGGUUAAUUGUACAGAUAACAACGAUUCGAAGUCAAGUUCCGGCGAGACAAAUGAAAGCGAAGGUGGGCAGGGAGUGAGGCAGAAACAGAAUCCGACAAACUCGGGCGGUUCGACCAACCAGAGAAGAGAAAAGAGCGGAAGAACCGGGCUUUGGUGGUCCAAAGGGAAGAAAUGGCAGUGGCAACCGAUAGUUCAAGCUCAAGAAAUUGGCGUUUUGCUUUUACAGUUGGGUAUUGUCAUGUUGGUUAUGCGAUUGCUCCGCCCCGGGAUUCCUUUGCCUGGGUCCGAGCCUAGGACUCCAACGACCUUUGUCAGUGUUCCUUACAGUGAGUUUUUGAAUAAGAUUAGCGCCAAUCAAGUCCAAAAGGUGGAGGUUGAUGGGGUUCAUAUAAUGUUCAAAUUGAAGAAUGAAGUGAGUGUUCAAGAGAGUGAUAUUGGUAAGUCCCAAGAGUCGGAGUCUUUGUUGAGGAGUGUGGCGCCUACGAGGAGAAUUGUAUAUACAACAACUCGGCCCAGUGAUAUUAAAACUCCAUAUGAGAAGAUGCUGGAAAAUGAUGUGGAGUUUGGUUCUCCUGAUAAGCGGUCUGGCGGCGUCUUGAACUCUGCAUGGAUAGCUUUGUUCUAUGUUGCUGUUCUUGCUGGACUUCUACAUCGAUUCCCUGUGAAUUUUUCUCAGCGUACAGCUGGUCAAAUUAGGAAUCACAAGUAUAGAGGUUCUGGCGGUUCAAAAGUUUCUGAACAAGGUGAAACAAUAACUUUUGCUGAUGUGGCUGGUAUUGAUGAGGCCAAGGAGGAGCUUGAAGAAAUUGUGGAAUUUCUUAGGAAUCCAGACAGGUAUAUACGGCUUGGUGCUCGCCCUCCCCGAGGAGUUUUGCUGGUGGGUCUUCCUGGGACAGGUAAGACUCUUCUAGCAAAAGCUGUGGCUGGUGAAGCAGAAGUUCCAUUCAUAAGUUGUUCUGCAAGUGAGUUUGUAGAGUUGUAUGUUGGUAUGGGUGCAUCUCGAGUUAGAGAUCUCUUUGCACGAGCUAAGAAGGAGGCACCAUCAAUAAUAUUUAUUGACGAGAUAGAUGCUGUGGCUAAAAGUCGCGAUGGUAAAUUUCGCAUUGUUAGCAAUGAUGAACGGGAACAAACUUUGAACCAAUUACUUACUGAGAUGGAUGGAUUUGACAGCAAUUCCGCUGUGAUUGUUCUUGGAGCUACCAACCGUUCUGAUGUCUUGGAUCCUGCCCUUCGUCGACCAGGGAGAUUUGAUCGUGUUGUUAUGGUUGAGGCUCCUGACAGGGUUGGAAGAGAAGCUAUUAUAAAAGUGCAUAUUUCUAAGAAGGAACUUCCCCUUGGAGAGGAUGUUGAUCUUGGUGACAUUGCCUCUAUGACUACUGGUUUUACUGGGGCUGACCUUGCAAAUCUGGUAAAUGAAGCAGCCUUGCUCGCCGGAAGAAAUAAUAAAGUUGUUGUAGAGAGAAUUGAUUUCAUUCAGGCAGUAGAACGAUCAAUAGCUGGCAUAGAGAAGAAAACUGCCAAAUUGAAGGGAAGUGAGAAGGCUGUGGUUGCAAGGCAUGAAGCUGGCCAUGCAGUAGUAGGUACAGCUGUUGCCAACCUUCUUGGUGGACAGCCACGUGUUGAGAAACUGAGUAUACUGCCAAGAUCUGGAGGAGCAUUGGGUUAUACUUAUAUUCCUCCUACCGAUGAGGAUAGAUAUUUACUCUUCAUUGACGAGUUACGUGGUCGUUUGGUUACACUUCUUGGUGGACGCGCUGCAGAGGAAGUUGUCUAUUCAGGUCGUGUUUCAACCGGUGCACUUGAUGAUAUUAGGCGGGCAACUGACAUUGCAUAUAAGGCAGUAGCUGAAUAUGGUCUUAAUCAGACUAUAGGCCCUCUCUCUUUAGCUACACUAUCUGGUGGAGGCAUGGAUGAAUCUGGGGGUGCAGUUCCUUGGGGAAGAGAUCAGGGACAAUUAGUUGAUCUUGUCCAAAGAGAGGUGAAAGCAUUAUUACAGUCUGCCCAUGAAGUAGCCCUUUCUGUUGUACGUGCUAAUCCAACCGUUUUGGAAGGGCUUGGUGCCCACCUGGAAGAAAAUGAGAAAGUAGAAGGUGAAGAACUACAAGAAUGGUUGAAUUUGGUUGUUGCACCAAAGGAACUAGUCAACUUUGUUGAAGGCAAGCAAGAGUCUCUCCUGCCGGUUCAAGCGGUCUCUGGAUAAGUGGUUUUUCACUCAUCGCUCAACAUUGAGCAUUUGCAUCGAGUCAACUAUAGUUUUCUUCACCAUCUUGACAGGCUGACCUUGUUGAUGAGCAUGCCGUGGCUACUACCGGCAUCAAAGCUCCCUUGUACAUUUUUGCAUAUUUCAGCAAGGUGAGUCUUGGCUUUAUUUUUAACACUACCAAGUAUUUUCAUUGCUUUAUUCUCACUACACUUACCAGAGGAAACAUAGAGAAGUGGUGGAGGUGGAGGUGAAGAUUUAUUUCGUUAAAAGCCUUCAAACUUGUCUCACUGUUCUUGACUUUAUGUCGACAAGUUUGGGUUGGUCUCCAACACCUGUUCUGUUGUACAUUGACUGUUAUUUCCGUUAAAAAAAGUCCAAAACUGGUGGAAUUUAUAACAGUAAUUAAGUUGUACACAAUUAUUCUGGGAAAUAUAUAUAGGUUAUUGCACAUAAACAUGUUGGGUUAAAAAUUGCUCGUCUUCAGAAGAACAAUGUUCUUUAAUCUGC